CGGCGGCCCCGGAGCCCGGGGCAGCGGCGCCGGCGCCCGGCUGGAGCGGCCCCGCCGCGCCCGAGGCACCGGCCCUGGAGUCGCUGGCCAUCGGCCCCGGAGGCACCGGCCGGACACGAAGAUGAAAUCCUCUGACAUCGACCAAGAAUUGUUCACUGAAAGUUACUGCAAGGUGUGCAGUGCUCAGCUGAUCUCCGAGUCCCAGCGCGUGGCCCAUUACGAGAGUCGCAAGCAUGCCAGCAAAGUCCGCCUCUACUACAUGCUUCACCCCAUCGACGGAGGCUGCCCGGCCAAAAAGCUCCGCUCAGAAAAUGGCAGUGAUGGUGACUCAGUGGAUAAGAACAAAUGCUGCACACUAUGUAACAUGUCCUUUACCUCAGCAGUGGUGGCAGAAUCGCAUUACCAAGGGAAAAUCCACGCCAAAAGGUUAAAACUGUUGCUAGGGGAGCAACCAGCACUGAAGGCCACAGAAGCUGCCCUGGGCCCGCUGAAGCCGGCGCGCACGGACGGCGCCCCGGCGGUGCCGGCGCCGCCGCAGCGCAGGGACUCGGACAGGUACUGCCAGCUCUGCACGGCCUGGUUCAACAACCCCAUGAUGGCACAGCAGCACUACGACGGCAAGAAGCACAAGAAGAACGCGGCCAGGGCCGACCUCCUGGAGCAGCUGGGGAAGACCCUGGACCUGGGGGAGCUGCGAGGUCUGAAGCGCAGCUACACCUGCAGCAUCUGCAACGUCACCCUGAACUCCAUAGAGCAGUACCAUGCACACCUGAAGGGCUCCAAACACCAGACCAACCUGAAGAACCAAUAGUAGCUCGUCAGUGGAGAAGAGGACAAGCACUAAUGCUGCUUCUGUGGAGGGGAGCGGGUCAGCAGGAGAGGAGGCUUUCUUGGACAGUGAUCCUAUGUGGAUUCAAUAAUUAACAUGUAACUAACCUUUGCUUUGGACAAGUACAUGGAUUUUCUUUUUUUUUAAUUUUGUGGUGAGUUAAAAUAUUUCGAUGGAUUUUUUUACCCUUUCAAGACAAUAUUUAUUCAGCACAGAGUCUAGAGUAUGGUAACUAUCCUGUAAAUACAGCACUUACUCAUCAGUCAUCUUCAGGGACAGUGGAAACAAACUAUUUUACUUUUUCAUAUUUAUUCCUAGAUUUCUCCCAAGAGUAUAAGAUUAUUCUACUACAUUAUCCAUGAUAGUGAUGUAAUCAGUCUUCAAUCAGAAAUAAACACACUUUCUUCACCUUC
This is a messenger RNA of Vidua chalybeata, 1242 nucleotides long. It is a transcript of the gene ZMAT4, whose product is annotated as zinc finger matrin-type 4. The transcript is spliced from 7 exons. Bases 122 to 811 code for a protein of 229 amino acids. The record is from RefSeq and is a predicted model, not a curated record. Gene Ontology annotation, cellular component: nucleus. Gene Ontology annotation, molecular function: nucleic acid binding; zinc ion binding. NCBI's taxonomy places the organism in Eukaryota, Metazoa, Chordata, Aves, Passeriformes, Viduidae.